Contarinia nasturtii (swede midge) is the source of this 2372-nucleotide messenger RNA. It is a transcript of the gene Chi, whose product is annotated as LIM domain-binding protein 1. Lineage: Eukaryota; Metazoa; Arthropoda; Insecta; Diptera; Cecidomyiidae. Gene Ontology annotation, molecular function: LIM domain binding. Bases 650 to 2284 code for a protein of 544 amino acids. Gene Ontology annotation, cellular component: nucleus; transcription regulator complex. The record is from RefSeq and is a predicted model, not a curated record. Gene Ontology annotation, biological process: negative regulation of transcription by RNA polymerase II; positive regulation of transcription by RNA polymerase II; nervous system development. The transcript is spliced from 14 exons.
AAUUCAACAAAGUUAUCAUGGCGUCAUAAUCGUCGAGUCGUUUGCAGUGUUGUUUAUGGUUGAACGAAAAAAAAAGUAAUUUUUACCUGCUAAAUAGGUGUGUUAAUCUGGAAAUUAACCUGUGUCUAUGUUUAAUUUUAUCAAAUAAUUUAAAAAAUAAAUCAAUGUGAAACAAAGCGAAUAUUAGAAAACAAAGAAAUAAACCAACAAUAAAGUUAAAUAAAGAACCGAGUUUUUGUGCUUAUAUAUGUAUUUUUUAAAUAGGUACGGCUUUUAUAAAUACGCGAAAAAUUGAUUCACAGUCUUGAGGAUAUUUUCAAUGACAAAAUAAAUAAAGUAUCAAGUGGUGGUGCAUUGGUAAAACCAGAUGCAACAAUUUACUUUUGUAAAUACUAACAUGAGUGAUUGCGAAAAUCCUAAAAUGGAACUCUUAAAGACACAUAUCGUGAAAACUCAAUAAUAACAAUAGUGAAGGAAUAAAAGACAUAAUAGAAACUUGUAGUUCACACUAAACAAGUUGCUGACUCUUAUGUGAAAUUUAAAGUACAUAUAUUCAAUUGAAUCCAAAAUAUUUCGAAGUAAUAAAAAUAAAAAUAAUAAUAAAAGUGAUAAAUCAACACGGACAAUAAGACGUUGAAAAUCUUGAAAAAUGUUGGGUUUACAGCAAUGUGUUAGUAAUAAAAAUGGGACAGCAAUCUCAAAUACCGUGCUGCAUAGAGAUUGUCGAGCUAUAUCGGGAUCGACAACAUCCAAUGUUUUUCCAGACGGUGGCCAAAGCAGUCCAGCGACACUUGCAGGGCCUCCCGGAUCAAAUACACCGCAAUAUACUGCUUCGCCUGCACCUUCUGGAUCAUCGACACCUGGACCCACACCCCAGGGAACAAAUUUUCCUGGUGCACCCCCUAAUUCAACAACGCCCCAGUAUAAUGGACCGAAUCAAACUGGACCAUUUGGUUCACCAGUAGAUCCAUUGAGAUCAACGAAUGCUCCACCUUUUGGUAGACCAAAUAGUUCUGGACCAUCAUUUGGAUCACCACACUUUGCUUCACCAUCUGGUGCAUUUCAAUUUGGAAAUAAUUCAAUGGCCCCUUUUCCUCAUAAUCCAAUGGCUCAAAUUGGAGGUCAUAUGAUGGCUGGACCACAGCCAAUCGAUAGAAUGGAACAAGGAGCCUUACAGAGCGUACCUAGGAGACAUAAUACGUUUUAUAAUUCUACAGAAUUCAGAGUACACGAGCUUAAUAAACGUUUACAACAACGCACCGAGGAGAGUGAUAAUUGUUGGUGGGACGCUUUUGCGACGGAAUUUUUCGAAGAUGACGCAUCAUUAACAUUAACUUUUUGUUUAGAAGAUGGACCCAAACGAUACACUAUUGGAAGGACAUUGAUUCCACGAUAUUUCCGAAGCAUAUUUGAUGGUGGCGUAUCCGAAUUGUACUUCCAUUUGAAAUUGGCCAAGGAAUCAUUUCAUAAUCCAACAAUAACAUUAGACUGUGAUCAAUGUACGAUUGUAACACACCAUGCAGUAAAGCCAAUGUUUACAAAGGUAUGCACUGAGGGCCGACUCUCACUGGAAUUUGUGUAUGAUGAUUAUAUGCGUAUUAAAUCUUGGCAUAUGGCUGUGCGAAAUCAUCGGGAAUUGAUACCAAAAUCAAUAAUUGGAAUGCAUGCGCAUUCACCUCAACCUGAUCCAAAUAUGUUGGAUCAAAUGUCCAAAAACAUUACUCGACAGGGUAUCACAAGUUCAACAUUAAAUUAUCUUCGCCUAUGUGUUAUACUUGAGCCAAUGCAAGAACUCAUGUCCAGGCACAAGGCUUAUUCACUGAAUCCAAGAGACUGUCUUAAGACUACUUUGUUUCAAAAAUGGCAGCGGAUGGUCGCUCCGCCUGGUAAGCGAGAUGCACAAAGACCACCAAAUAAACGCCGCAAAAGAAAAGGUUCGAAUUCUGGAAGUGGCGCCAGUAGUGCUCCACCUGUUCCAAACAAGAAGCGAUCUCCUGGACCAAAUUUCAGUUUGGCAUCUCAGGUAGAUGUAAUGGUGGUAGGAGAACCAUCACUCAUGGGAGGGGAGUUUGGAGAUGAAGAUGAACGUCUAAUAACUCGUUUGGAAAAUACGCAAUAUGACUCAACUAAUUCAAUGGAUCAUGAUAAUCAUGGUGGAUUCGGUCAUGCAGACUCGCCCAUUACUGGUGGCCCAAACACAUGGAAUGUGGAUCAGAGAGGUCCGCAAGGAACAACACCGUCCAGUCAAGAUUCUGAGAAAAAAAGUCCAGCUGUAUCGCAGUGACAUAAUAAAUUUUGUCAAGAAAAUGCUGAAUUUUAAUUUCUUCAUGAUCGUGUUUUAUAAACAAAGAUAUGUUUGUUAUUUUUACUCA